AUCGUUUGGCAUCGUUGAGUCUGAGCCACUUGUUCAAAGCCUUCCCACUUUCUCUCGCUCUUUCAAAUCCUCCAUUGCACCCAAAACCAAAAUUCUCUGAGCAACGAUGUUACCCACCGCGACACUCUCUUCUCUUCACUCCACCAAUGUGUAUCCCACUCCCUCUCUCUCUCCUCUCUCCACUCCCUCUCUUCCUUCUUCUUCUUCUUCCUCCUCUUUUUCUCUUCCGCCAUCUUCUCCUACCGAGCGUCGUCGUCUCCGCUCGUUCUGCGUCUUCGGUGACACCCAUUUGAGAAUUAACCCAAUACCCAGAGGAUUGAAGGUGAAUUGUUCAGUGAGCAGCGAGCCUUUGAAGGUGAUGAUAUCGGGUGCGCCGGCGUCGGGGAAAGGGACUCAGUGUGAGUUGAUUGUCCAGAAGUUUGGAUUGGUGCACAUAUCAACUGGGGAUAUUUUAAGAUCUGAAGUAUCUUCUGGAACAGAAAUUGGAAAUAAAGCAAAAGAAUUCAUGAAUGCUGGCCGUCUAGUUCCAGAUGAAAUCGUGACAGCUAUGGUUACAUCACGAUUAUCACGUGAAGAUGCAAAAGAAAGAGGGUGGCUUCUAGAUGGGUACCCAAGGAGCUUUUCCCAGGCACAAAGUCUGGAAAAACUGAAAAUUAGACCAGAUGUUUAUAUCGUGUUAGAUGUUCCUGAUGAAAUUCUAAUCGAAAGAUGCAUUGGUAGAAGGCUAGAUCCUGUAACGGGGAAGAUUUAUCAUCUAAAAAGUUUUCCUCCAGAGAGUGAGGAAAUUAAAGCCAGACUUGUUAUUCGCCCUGAUGAUACUGAGGAAAAAGUGAAGUCACGUCUAGAAAUAUACAAGAAAAAUGCAGAAGCAAUCUCAUCCUCGUACUUGAACAUAAUGAAUAAGUUAAAUGGAAACCGUCCAAAAGAAGAAGUUUUCAGAGAAAUAGAAUCUUUGCUUUUGCAAGUGCGUAAAGAUACAGUAAAGACAACAAAAUCAGGGAAUGCAGUACUUGAAAGUAACUACCGGAAGAAUCAGGCUUCUGCAAUCCAGGAUAGCUGGAAAGGAAUUCCUACUAGAUUGAAUAAUAUUCCUCACUCAAGGGAAAUUAGGAAAUAUUUCUAUACUGAUGUGCUAGAAGCAACAAAAAGAGCCAUUUAUGAUGGAAGAACUCGACUAAAGGUAGAGAUUAACAUUCCAGAGCUGAACCCAGAAAUGGAUGUUUAUCGAAUCGGCACCUUAAUGGAACUUGUUCGAGUAAUUGCUCUUUCAUUUGCUGACGAUGGAAAGCGUGUCAAGGUCUGUGUGCAAGGAUCUAUGGGGCAAGGUGCACAAGCUGGGAUGCCAUUGCAGCUUGCUGGUACUCGACAGAUCUUAGAGUUUAUGGAUUGGGGUGAUUAUGGUGCAUUGGAGACCUUUGUCAAGAUUGGUUCUGUAGGUGCCAAAGAGGUUGAUGAGCAAGAUGACAUGUUUAUCAUAGUGGCUCCUCAGAAUGCUGUUGGGAAUUGUAUUAUUGAUGAUCUCAAAGCUAUGACCGAUGCUGCUGGGAACCGAUCAGUUAUUCUUGUCAAUCCUAGGCUCAAGGAUUUACCUGGUUCCAGUGGUAUCAUGCAAACAAUGGGUCGGGACAAGAGAUUGGAGUAUGCUGCCUCAUUCGAAAAUUGUUAUUUCUUUCGGCUUCUCUAUUAUGCAGGAACCCAGUAUCCAAUUAUGGGUGCUCUCAGGAUGUCUUUCCCAUAUCGUUAUGAACUGUAUAAGAGGGUGGAUGGAGUAUCUGGAAAGGAGAAGUAUGCCAUCUUGUCCACUUUUCCUGAAAGGCCAAACACUGAUGAAAUUAAUGAUGCCUUCGAAGGAAAACCAAGAAAUGAAACUAAGAAAGCCUCAGGAAUUUGGGGCUUCUUGAGUGGUAUAUUUUGAGUAGGAAGGUGAUCAUGUAUAUUAAGCUCCACAUCAUCUGAUCCUCACAAAAUCUGGUUGUAUAUCUGGUAGUGAUGCUAAAAUCUGGAGAAUUGAAGAUUCAUCAAAAAUGAGUAUUUUGCAAAAAUUCUUUGACAUGUAUGCUUGUUACCUUGAAAAUGCAAUUUCCAAAAGGAAAUUUGCAUAAAGUUGACGAGUUGUAAACUACCCAAUCUAUUAAACUGACAAUAUUUUAAAGAUG
Corylus avellana is the source of this 2156-nucleotide messenger RNA. RefSeq names its product adenylate kinase family protein. Lineage: Eukaryota; Viridiplantae; Streptophyta; Magnoliopsida; Fagales; Betulaceae. The record is from RefSeq and is a predicted model, not a curated record. Gene Ontology annotation, molecular function: ATP binding; AMP kinase activity. Gene Ontology annotation, biological process: nucleobase-containing compound metabolic process.